AUGAAGAGGGGACUGAAAUGGAGCGACGGCGAGGAUGGUGAUACGUCGUCGUCCGGCGAUUCUUCAGCUCACGAUUCCGAUGCAGAAGAUGGAAAUGGGAGCUCGAAAACCCAAUCCUCAAAGUUCAAAGCUUCUCAAGAUUAUGCGAAGAAGAAAAAAGGCAUAGACUUUGAAGCCUUGAGCCGGCACGGGUACAAAGGAGGACUAUCGGUCUUGAAAGUGCCGGCACCAAAGGAACCCGAGAAGGAGCAAAACUGGUCUUGGUCCACAGGGAAAGACAAACAGCAGCAAAAGGGAGGAGAAAAAGAAGAAGAAGAAGAAUCUUACGAGGAACGAAUGAAAACGAGAGCCGCCUUAGCCAGUGGAGAGCGCCUUUUGAAUGUUCAGACUCGAAGUGAACGAAGUAAUGCUAACAAUUUGUCAUUUCAACAGAAGGAGAAAAGAAAACGGGACCUGGGCCAAGCUAGCAGGGGCAAGAGUUAUGUCGAGGAGGAAAAAAGAUUGCUGAGGGAAAGCGGUAUAUACUCUGGUUUCGAUUCUUGA
Striga hermonthica is the source of this 543-nucleotide messenger RNA. Lineage: Eukaryota; Viridiplantae; Streptophyta; Magnoliopsida; Lamiales; Orobanchaceae. The record is from the annotation of a GenBank genome assembly.